This is a messenger RNA of Rhagoletis zephyria (snowberry fruit fly), 844 nucleotides long. The record is from RefSeq and is a predicted model, not a curated record. NCBI's taxonomy places the organism in Eukaryota, Metazoa, Arthropoda, Insecta, Diptera, Tephritidae.
AUGACACCAGUUAUACGUAAACCCAGCGCAAUUAUGCUCGAUCUCAUUGGCACUGCCACCAAAACUGGCUUCCUCGACAAGGUGCUGAUGGAGUUUGUAAAGAAGAACAUCAAGGUGUACCUGGACAAUGAGUGGAACACUCCGCAGCUGCAGGAGGACGUGGCCAAGUUGCGAGAAGCCUCAAAGAAAGACGCCGGUCCGCCGAUUGAAGAGACGGGCCCCGCAGGCACCGUUCAGGAGUCGGUCGCCCGGUACGUGAUCGCCUGCAUCGACGAGCAGCGGGGCAAUGACGCGUUGUUUAAAUUUCGCUUUCACAUGUGGUUCUACGGCUACGACAAGAACAAGCUGGUGACGGCGGUGUACACUGACGUGGCGGACAGUCUCGCCAAGUGGCACGCCGAGCGCAUCAAGGUCUACGUAUGCAGCAACUCCUGGAAGGAGGUCAGCAAGCGAUUCCUGGCGCAGACGGUGCACGGCAAUCUGACCACCUUCGUCGACGACUACUUUGACUCCAGUGAUGGGCCGCUGACGAAGAGUGAGACCUUCAACAAGAUUGCCGAGCGCAUUCAGAUCAAGCCUCCGGAGAUUGUCUUCCUCACAAAGAGCGGCGAUGAGGCUCGAGCUGCGCUUGCCGCCGGCUGGGUGGCCGUCCUGGUGCUCACCCACCAGAGGGAGAUCGACCGAAUGAAGGAAGAGGACAAGAAGCUGAUGAUGAUUCGUACCUUCACUGAUUUGCAGUUUGGUGAGAAUCCACCACCAGUCUCUGCUGCUGCUGCUGCUUCAGCCUCGUCACCGACAAACAAGGCAGAAAGUGGUGGCGCUGGUGCUAGUGGAUCAGCUAAAA